Penaeus monodon (black tiger shrimp) is the source of this 636-nucleotide messenger RNA. RefSeq lists its product as uncharacterized. Gene Ontology annotation, biological process: synapse organization. NCBI's taxonomy places the organism in Eukaryota, Metazoa, Arthropoda, Malacostraca, Decapoda, Penaeidae. The transcript has 3 exons. Gene Ontology annotation, cellular component: neuron projection membrane. Bases 1 to 636 code for a protein of 211 amino acids. The record is from RefSeq and is a predicted model, not a curated record.
AUGCGGAAGCUGCUCCCUUUCGCACUGGCUAGCCCUGGGUGGAAGCUGCAAGCGAGAAGGCUGCAAGCACUUAACACUAUUAGGCUACCAGCACCAUCGCUAUCACAUCCCACUGCACAGGCCCGGGCCGUGGUCCCGGACGACGGGGCGCUGCACUCGCACACGGGGGUCCAACUCCGCCUCACGUGCCGCGUGGACCUGGCUACGGAGCCCGUCAGCCACUUCUUCUGGUACCACAACGGGACCGGCAUCAACUUCUCCAAGACGCGCUCUCUCACGAUUGUCACGCACGGCUACUGUAGUUACGUUGUCAUCGAGAACGUGACUUGGGAGGAUUCCGGUGUGUACACCUGCGCGCCCCUGAGAGCGAGGCCCGCCAACCUCACGCUCCACGUGCUGCAAGGUGAGCGAGGGCGAGGCACAAGGCGGGUCGAAGGAUUCUCUAGGCUUCCAUUCUCGCUCUUCUGCUCUCACGUCCCCCCCUCCCUCGUUGCAGACGAACAGCGCUCCGCCUUGCACAACGGCCGCGGCGACAAGGACUUCGCCCGCGCCGCCGCCACCGCUUCCGUCCUUCUCCUUGCGCCGCCCUCGUGGCUGCUCCUCACUUGCCUCGUGGGCGCGAGGCCAUCCUGCUGA